This is a messenger RNA of Cyprinus carpio (common carp), 1146 nucleotides long. It is a transcript of the gene bcdin3d, whose product is annotated as pre-miRNA 5'-monophosphate methyltransferase. NCBI's taxonomy places the organism in Eukaryota, Metazoa, Chordata, Actinopteri, Cypriniformes, Cyprinidae. The transcript has 2 exons. Gene Ontology annotation, cellular component: cytoplasm. Bases 58 to 798 code for a protein of 246 amino acids. The record is from RefSeq and is a predicted model, not a curated record. Gene Ontology annotation, molecular function: O-methyltransferase activity; RNA methyltransferase activity. Gene Ontology annotation, biological process: negative regulation of pre-miRNA processing; miRNA metabolic process.
GAACUAGUUUGUUAAGGCAGCGCGCGCCGUCGGGGAUUAUUUUGUUGUUGGACAGACAUGGAGACUCGCGUUCCCCAUGUGAGUGAAGAGGAAAACCAAGACCCAGGAGCCGCUCCCUAUGGAAACUUCGUCAAUUAUUACACCUUCAACCCGCCAGAGAACCGCCUUAGUUUGAUACCAGGAACGCUGCUGGAAAACAUCGGACUCGGCUCUGAACGCGUUGUAAUACUGGACGUGGGAUGCAAUUCAGGGGUAAAAGGAUUGCAGAUUUUAAUAUCUGCCUCUGGAAGUGACUUUUCUAAAAGAGAAGUGCAUCUGCUUGGAUUUGACCUGGAUCAGGAUUUAAUCCUCCGGGCGCAGAACUCCAACCCCUUUACCCAAAAUAUCCAGUUUAUCCCCCUGGAUAUCACAGAUGCUGCAGAGAGCCAGGCAGUGCUGGAGUCCUACCUGGGAAGGUUUGGCUGCCCCCGUUUCCAGCUGUGCACCUGUUUUGCGGUGACUAUGUGGGUGCACCUGAAUCACGGAGACGCAGCGUUUUUUUUUUUUUUUUUCAGGAUUGGGUUUUUUUUUUGGUUUUUUUUGCUGGAGGCACAGCCGUGGAAGUGUUACCGCUCUGCUGCGCGCCGGUUACGCAAACUGGGGCGCAGUGACUUCGACCACUUCAAGACCCUUGAGAUUCGAGGGGACAUGGCGGCGCAUGCUAGAGAGCACUUGGAAAAGCAGUGCAGCAUGGAUUUGGUGCAGAGUUUUGGCAAUACAGCAUGGGACAGAAGUCUUCUGCUCUUCAAAAGACGAUGAUUAGGAGCAAAACAGUCAAGAUCAGUCUACAGCUGCCUGACUACACUAGACUGUAACACUAGUCUGGUAAUUAUUUUAACCAACCACAAGAGGGCACUAGUGACGUACACGUUCCUGUUUUUUAUUUUACAUGUUUUGAAGUAACAGUAUAUCUAAUUGAAAGAUGCAAAGAAGGCAUUUUUAGUUUAUCGUUGUUGUUAUUAUACUUAUAAUUAUUAAGAAUGAGAAGAAUGUGUUUGCCCUCUGGAUUAUUUUUAUAUUUUUUUUAAAUUACAGACAGAUGGAUAUAGUCUUUUUUUUUUUUCUUUUAGCAUGUUUUAAUUUAAUAAACGCUAUGCUCCACUAUAA